Thelazia callipaeda (thelaziosis nematode) is the source of this 1509-nucleotide messenger RNA. The record is from the annotation of a GenBank genome assembly. Lineage: Eukaryota; Metazoa; Nematoda; Chromadorea; Rhabditida; Thelaziidae.
AUGAAUCAACUGCGUAGUAAUCGUUGUCCAUCUGUUCAUCUAAUAAUAAUUAUAAUUAUAAUUGUUAUUAGUUCUUGUAUUGUUGCUGGUUUCUCACCCAAACUAAGGGUUGUUGCUGCUGAAAAAAACAAACAUAUUGCUAAGAGUCAAAAUUGGCCAAAUGUAAAUGAUCAAGAGAGUGAAGCAAGACGUUCAAGACGUCACGGCUUUGAUUAUUUACAAAUUAAAAAUUCCAGUUGUCCAAAUUACUGCGAAUGUGAGUAUAUCAUAAACAAUAACAGUCCUGAUAAUAUACCAGAAUUUUCUGUAUUUUGUCAUGAAGGUGGUCUCGAGCAGAUUACAUUCUCUAAGUUGUUAAAACAAAUUCCGAGAGAAGUAUCAAUACUUGAUGUUACGGCGCCAGAAGAUAAACCUAAUCAUCUCCUUUGGGAUGAUAACCUGAAUCAAUUGCGACAAUUGCGCAUCUUAAGAUUAGUCAACUGUGCUAUACCAGCUAUUAGUCGAGCACUGAAAUUACGAACCCUAGAAGUACUCGAUCUUCGUAAUAAUAAUAUCCAACAUCUGUCCGUGUCCAUAUUUUCCGGAAUACCAUCAAUACGAGAGCUGAAUCUUGCUGAGAAUUUAUUAAGUAUUUUACCCACAGGUGCCUUUACUUAUCUUAAAAAUUUGCAUACUUUAUCAUUAGCGCAUAAUAAUAUUAGCAAAGUUCCAGUUAAUCUGUUACGUGACUUGAACAAUUUACGAUCGCUCCAUCUAGAUGGUAAUCAAAUAUCUGUGCAGGAAUUUAACAAGCUUUUCGCAGAUAUUCCAAAUCUAAAACAGCUAGAACUUAAUGAUUGUGGGCUCAGUAUUGAUCUAAUUGAUGAUUUAGCUUUGGAUAAAUUCACAUCGCUUCAUCAACUUGGCCUAGCGGGUAAUAUGCUUGGCAAAGUGCCGGAAAGAGUGUUACGCAAUCGUUUAACCUCUUUGAUGACCCUUGACCUUAGUCGAAAUGGUCUGGUAGAAAUAAGACCCGAAGUAUUUGCUAAAUCAAAUAUUAGUCGACUAAUACUGGCUGGUAAUCGACUUGGAGCAAAUCGUAAUGCAUUAUCCGAAAAUUCUCUAAAAACUAACACAAAGCUACUUGAAUUAGAUUUAUCACGUAACAAUUUUGCUCACUUCCAUUCAGGAUAUCUUGGGAUAGUUCGAGAAACCGUGGAAGUUUUGCAUUUAAAUGGGAACCAUAUCGCUAGUAUUGAACAACAAUUAAUAGCUAAUAUGACAAAGUUAAAUAUUUUGCAUUUGGGUUAUAACUUCAUUGAAUAUCUACCAGAAAAACUACCAGAUGAAUUUGCACAAUUGACAUUUCUUAAUUUAUCCGGCAAUCAACUUUCUUCAUUACCAGAACACUCUCGAACAGCGUUACCUCUGCUCCAGAAAAUUGAUAUUUCUGACAAUCGAUUUGUGUCAUUUUCUAUUACAAUUAUUCAACAAUUUUUCAACAGCUUGGAAAAAGUUAGUCAACUUUAA